Molecule: messenger RNA, 993 nt
Organism: Coniosporium apollinis CBS 100218
Lineage: Eukaryota; Fungi; Ascomycota; Dothideomycetes
Exons: 1
Coding region: 1-993 (330 amino acids)
Source: RefSeq, a predicted model, not a curated record
AUGAUGUCGACACGGAGGCUUACAUCAUGGCUCCUGACAAUCUUCAUCCUCGUCGCCCUCGCAACCGCCUCGGACACUGAAGAUGUCUUCAAGAGGCUUGAAGGCGACAUUUUCAGGCGACAGAACACGCCAGCCGGCACGGGAGUCACGUCAAACAGCUCACAGCCACCAAGUUCAACACCAGACACCUCGACUGCUCCGCCAACAUCGUCUACACCACCUCCUGAAACCUCAACACCGCCGCCCGAAACCUCCACGCCUCCUUCAACCAGCGACCCCGCUACGAGCACACCACCCCCCUCCUCACCCUCAGAAACUCAGCAACCAACCUCUUCGCCCUCCCCCUCGCCCUCCCCCUCACCCUCACCUACGACAGAACCGCCCAACACCAGCGCCUUCGCAACCUCGACGCGCAGCACCGUGAUUGAGAGCGUCUCAACCGCCGUCAUAACCUCCGACGGCAACACCGUCACCUCGCUCGUAACCGCCUCGAGCACGGCUGUGGAAGAAAUCUCCUUCUUCACCUCCGCGCUCGUCGCCAGCACAACCGAGCCCUUCACUAGCACCUUCGUGACCACCAUCAACGGCUCCCCCGUCACCUCCGCCAUCACAUCGUCGCGCGUCGUGGCCACAACCACUGGCUUCGCGACCAUCACCUCGACGCCGCGCCUCGGGAACCAAAAUCCCGACGGCAGCUCCUCUGGGCUUUCCUCGUCCUCCAAGAAAAUCAUCGGCGGCGUGGUCGGUGGCAUCGGCGGCGCGAUUCUGCUGGGCGGCAUCGCGCUGGUCGCGUGGCGGCUCAGGAAGAAGCGGGCGGCUGUUGACGACGACGACGAUAACCUGACGGGCAGCACGGCCAUGGGCGGGACGGAUUAUGCCGAGGUGAAGAGGAAUAGUGUGGGCGGCGCGCCGGCCCAGGGGACACCAUUUCAGAGUACCCUGGAUCAGUACCAUACGCCUGGGCGGACAGCGAACGCCGGGACCAACUUCUGA